GAGAAUUGUAAUUUUCAUUGUAAUUUUCAAGGUUGUGAACGUGUAAUCGCGUCUACCUGUUUUACUUUUUUGUUCAUUGCAAUGAACCAUGGUUUUCGAUGAAUUUCCGUCACAGGAGGACCGUUGUGUUUACAUGAUAGCCACAUAAACAGCCUUUACAGAUUCGUUAAAAUUAGUGUUAUUUGUAUAAUCAGUCAUCAAUUCGUUUACACUGUGCUGCAACACUGUUGUAAGAUACACCAGUUCACUAGAGUCAACAAAAAUGUAUCCCGGUCGAUUGUCGUCUGCUCUACGCCUCUUCCACUUCUUCUCCGUCGUUGUCUUCUUCUACUUCACAUCUGUACAACUGAUCCGUUCAUAUGGUAAUGAAGUGUUGUCUUCAAACAGUACAUCUUGUGGCAAUAUCAGCCUGUAUCAUAUAUCAAUCACAAAUGAAACGCAUAGAACUUGGUUUCUAAUUAUGGCUCAAGUUCAUCAUCCACCAGCUGUCAUUUUAGUGAAUGCAAAAGCUGAUUCUCAAUUAAAUGUCAACUGUUCUAGAUUAAAUACUUCAAAUGUUUUAGAGUACAGAGAUUCAGUUUAUAUUAACAAUGUUAUUCAAUCCUAUGGAUGGAUUCUACACCGGAUUAUGCGUUAUAAUGAUACAGACAAUAGUGGAAUAAUCCCAGACGCUGUUUCAACUUCGACUAAAACAUUCUUGGGAAGUAAUCUCAACUGGACGUUAACUAGAUUCGAUUCCGACAAGGAACCAGUGACAGUUGAAUUUCAAGCUCAUCAGUCUUUAGAUAGUCAUGAAAAAAUCAACGGUGCUAUCAAGUUAAUUUUUCAAGUCUACCAUAAUCCAAUGAAACCGAUAAAGACGUUAUAUUACGAAAUUGAUAAUUCGUUAACUAUUCUUACAGAACUUAUAUUAGAUCAAGUUGACGUUGUUAAUGAAGUCCAGAGAUUCUCUCCAGUUCUACUUAUAUUUUCAAAUCAUUCCUUGAAGGAUGAUCAAGAUUAUCUGGAACAGAGUGCAAUACAAGUGAAUGCGGAAGAAGGUCCUCUUGGACGAAAUAUCCAGUCAACAUUUAUUGAACUAGGAACACGAAAGUCGAAGAGUGACAAUCAUAAAGAAUGGAUAACACCCAAUGCUUAUUUACAGUUUCCAGCGGCAUUUUGGACAAAUAGCGAAGAGACUAAAGCUCAGAAAUUCCUACUGGGUUUGGGUAUUCCAAACAUUGUCGUCACUGAACCACCGAGUAAUACUAGCACCACUUCUAGUAUUGUAGGUGCAUUUUUGGGUGGUAUUGCUAUAAUAUGCGGAAUUGUUAUAGGUGUAUACAGUGUACGUCGUGCACGUGUACGUUAUCAUCGAAUACCACCGUCGAAUGCCAUCGAUGAAGUUCCUGAGAAUAUUAAUGAUAAUAAUAGUGAUGGUGAUCUUAAUACUAAUGGCAGAUAUGUAGAACAGUAUCAAUAUGAGAAACUGGUUCAACCUUUACCAGUAGUAUCAUUAAAUCAUGGAGAAAAUUCUCAAAGUGUUCAUCUUUUUAAUCCAGUCAAUCAUUUACAAACAUCUGCAUUGAUUUCAGAUGUUCCACCAGCUUAUGGAUCAUUAUCAUUUAGAUCGGAUCAACCUAAUUAUUGA
Molecule: messenger RNA, 1630 nt
Organism: Trichobilharzia szidati
Lineage: Eukaryota; Metazoa; Platyhelminthes; Trematoda; Strigeidida; Schistosomatidae
Source: the annotation of a GenBank genome assembly